Capra hircus (goat) is the source of this 558-nucleotide messenger RNA. Its product is annotated as multidrug resistance-associated protein 4-like. Gene Ontology annotation, biological process: transmembrane transport. The record is from RefSeq and is a predicted model, not a curated record. Gene Ontology annotation, molecular function: ATPase-coupled transmembrane transporter activity; ATP binding; ATP hydrolysis activity. Lineage: Eukaryota; Metazoa; Chordata; Mammalia; Artiodactyla; Bovidae. Gene Ontology annotation, cellular component: plasma membrane.
GAUUUAAGGAAGAAAAUGUCAGUUGCACUUCAGGAACCUGUUUUAUUCACUGGAACAAUGAGGAAAAAUCUGGAUCCCUAUAAUAAGUAUUCGGAGGAGGAACUGUGGGAUGUCUUAGAAGAGGUACAACUUAAAGAAGCCAUCAAAGCUCUUCCUAUUGGAUUGGAUACUGAAUUAGCAGAAUCAGGAUUGAACUUGAGUGUUGGACAGAGACAACUAGUGUGCCUUGCCAGGACUGUUCUCAGGAAAAAUCAGAUAUUGAUUCUUGACAAAGCCACAUCCAAUGUGGAUCCAGGAACUGAUGAGUUAAUACAAAAAAAAAUUCAUGAGAAAUUUACCCAGUGCACUGUGCUAACCAUCACACACAGGUUGAGCACCAUUAUUGACUGUGAACGGAUACUGGUUUUGGAUUCAGGGAGACGGAAAGAGUAUACCCAGCCAUAUCGUUCGCUGAAAAAUACAGAUAGCCUGCUUUACAAGAUGGUGCAGAAACUGGGCAAGGCAGAGGCCUCUGCCCUCACUGAAAGGGCAAAACAGGUGCGCUCUGAAAGGAAAUAA